AUUUCUGUUGCUCUGCAAAGUCUGACAGACAGCGUUAAGAAAAUAACAGACUUCUACUGUGUGCCAUCAGCAGGAGGCAAGGAUGUUCAGACUAAGGAUAGUGGGCCUUUUUUAACACAGUCCGACCUGACUUCAUUCCAUGCUGCAGAAGAAAAGUUCUCUUGUAAUCUAACCAGAUUUACAAAGAAGCAGUUCUUUGAGGGUAUGGCAAAUAUGACGGGAAAACAGGAGGUAGAGCACUAUGACCUUGUCGAUGUAAGCUUACCAGAAAAAGAGUCCCCGAGUGGUGAUUCUCGUUUCUUGGACGACUGUCAGGAAUUUUCUCGCUUGCAGCAGAUAUUUCCCAAGAGUGAAUGUGAUCACAUAAAUGCAUUAAUAGGUGCAGCCAAGGCUCUCAGUGCAGUGAAUGAAGCAAAAUCUAUUUGUAGUGUCUUGAAAUCAAACCAGUUUCCCACAUCAGCAACUGAAAUCAGUCGCCUUCAUCACAUUGUGGAACAGAACAUAGAGAUUACUAAAGCAGAGAUGUCAUCUUUACAGUCAUCUGUGCCAGGACUGAUUCAAGAAUUGGGAAGUCUGCAAGGAACAGAAAUCCUCACAGGAGAUUAUGAUUUAAAACUUCAGCGCCAGGAUUACUUCAUUAAAAAACAAGACAAUGUCGUAGACCAGCUGAUUACCCAAAGAGCUCGCAGUGAAUUCCUGGUUAUGUUAUAUGAGUUUGAGUCUAGAUGUCAUCAGGAAACACACCAUCUUCUGUCAGCUGCUCGACGGGUACUAGAAUCAAAUCUCCAGACAUGGCAACAGCGGAUGAAUGAUCUUGAAGACCCAGAUCUCAGUGUCAAAAGGCUAGAACGCAAUGUUGUUGACACAAGAGAUAAGUCGUCAGCCCGCCUGUAUCAUCUAUUAGGAGACUUUGUUGAUGAUGAACAAAUGCUGUACCUGCCAAAGCAAAAGAUAAUAGAGAAAGCCAAGCAACUGGAUCAUCAGUACAGCUGUGCUAGAGCAUCUGAUAAAACCAUGGAUGAGAAAUACUUGACUAAAAUAUCCCAGCUGGAAAGUUGCAUGGUCAGCUCCAUGGCAGUACUUUAUGGUGGAUCAAGCACAUCCAGUGGCCAGCCUUCUUUGUCUCCACCAGAGAUCCAGUCAGUUAUGACAGAGCUGAUAUCAAACAUUGCAAAACUAGAAACUGACCUUGCAGAAAUUGUGACUGACGUCACUAACAAGAAAACGACAUUGAAGAACAACUUACUGUUGAAUAAAGAAAGAGAACUGUUCACAUUUUUUCAUACUGACCCUGGACGCUUACAGAAUACCAUUAAUGGUCUAGCAGAUAGACUGACAGCCCAGAAUGUGAAAUGA
Molecule: messenger RNA, 1356 nt
Organism: Candidula unifasciata
Lineage: Eukaryota; Metazoa; Mollusca; Gastropoda; Stylommatophora; Geomitridae
Source: the annotation of a GenBank genome assembly